Molecule: messenger RNA, 3506 nt
Organism: Leptidea sinapis
Lineage: Eukaryota; Metazoa; Arthropoda; Insecta; Lepidoptera; Pieridae
Gene: Vps35
Product: vacuolar protein sorting-associated protein 35
Exons: 18
Coding region: 236-2656 (806 amino acids)
Biological process (GO): intracellular protein transport; retrograde transport, endosome to Golgi
Cellular component (GO): retromer, cargo-selective complex; late endosome; retromer complex
Source: RefSeq, a predicted model, not a curated record
AUGGAUGGUAAAAUUUACACCCUCAAUAAGUGUUUGUUUUUAUUAAAUUAAAUGCAUGGAAUCAUCAAAACCGCAUAAAGAAUAGAACUGUUAAAUACUGCCCUAGUUUAUAGCAUUUAAUUAUUUGGUUCGCAAGAUUUUUUUUCGCAUUUAGUAGUGUUUAUUUGCAACUGUUGACGAGGAUUUUUUAAUAUUUUGUUUCUAUACAUACCUAAUUGCUUAAAGAAAAAUUAAAAUGACCAACCAACAGUCACCAGUUGAAGAACAGGAAAAGCUUCUUGAGGAAGCUCUUAACAUUGUCAAAGUUCAGGCUUUUCAGAUGAAGAGAUGUUUAGAUAAAUCCAAGUUAAUGGAUGCUUUAAAACAUGCAUCUACAAUGUUGGGGGAGCUACGUACAUCUCUCUUGUCACCUAAGAGUUAUUAUGAGCUAUAUAUGGCAAUAACCGAUGAGCUUCGUCAUUUAGAAUUAUAUCUUCUAGAGGAAUUCCAGAAAGGACGUAAGGUGGCUGAUUUGUAUGAACUAGUGCAAUAUGCUGGCAAUAUUGUACCACGUUUGUACCUGCUUAUUACAGUUGGAUUGGUCUACAUUAAGACUAAUAUUAACUUGAGGAGAGACCUAUUAAAGGACCUAGUGGAGAUGUGUCGUGGAGUACAACAUCCAUUACGAGGACUGUUCUUAAGGAACUAUCUGUUGCAAUGCACAAGAAACGUCCUACCUGAUACUAUUGAAGCACCUAAUGAUAAUGAAGGAACCGUGCGCGACGCAGUGGACUUUGUACUUAUGAACUUUGCAGAGAUGAAUAAGUUGUGGGUUCGAAUGCAACACCAGGGACAUUCAAGGGAUAAAGAACGUCGGGAGCGCGAACGUUCUGAGCUCCGUAUUUUGGUGGGCACCAAUCUAGUGAGACUGUCACAGCUGGAAUCUGUUGGCAUAGAGGAUUACAGGCGAAUGGUGCUUCCUGGUAUACUGGAGCAGGUCGUCAGUUGCAGGGAUGCCAUAGCCCAAGAGUAUCUGAUGGAGUGUAUUAUUCAGGUAUUCCCCGAUGAGUUUCACUUGGCAAACCUGCAGCCGUUUCUCAAAUCGUGUGCAGAGCUUCAACCUGGUGUUAACAUCAAGAAUAUCAUCAUUGCCCUUAUUGAGAGACUGGCGGCUUUCAGUCAGCGCAACGAGGGGACGGUGAAUCUUAGCGUAGUGUUGGAGGACGGCAAGCAAGAAGAAGUGCAGUUGUUUGAGGUGUUCUCGGACCAAGUGGCCGCCAUUACACAGAGUCGCAAUGAUAUGCCGCCAGAAGACAUGCUGUCUUUACAGUUGGCACUGUUGAAACUGGCACAGAAAUGCCACCCAGAUAAGUUGGCUUAUGUCGACAGAGUACUGGCCCACACCGACAGGAUUUGUGCUGACAUUUUGCAGACCAGUGGCAAAUCACAUUUGGAACACAACACAGCUGUGUUCAAAGAGCUGAUGAAGAUUCUCAAACUACCCGCGGAUCACUACAAGAAUAUCCUGACGCUGAUACAGUUGGAGCACUACUCGCCUCUCAUCAACCGUCUGAACCACCCGGGCAGGGUGAUGAUAUCCUUGCACCUGGUGAAUGAUGUCAUCGAGAGCGACACGACUGUGUCUACACCGGAAGAUGCUGAAGCUGUACUAUCGAUGGUAGACGUGCUGGUGAAAGAUCAACCUGACCAGCCGAGUGGAGAGCCUGAUCCUGAGGACUUUAUGGAGGAGCAGGGGUUACUCGCAAGACUGAUUCAUCACUUCAAGUCGGACGUCGCGCAGCAACAGUAUCAGAUAUUGAACGCGACGCGAAAAGCUCUUCAGAGCGGCGGCGCGAAACGCAUCCAACACACCUUACCGCCGGUCGUCUUCAAAGCGUACCAACUGGCUUUUGCGUACAAGGACCUCAAGGAGGAGGACUCGAUGUGGGAGAAGAAAUGCCAGAAGCUAUUCCAGUUUUGUCAUCAGACGAUCAGCCUGCUGGUGAAAGCGGAACUGGCUGAACUGCCAUUAAGAUUGUAUUUGCAAGGCGCGCUGGCCAUCAGCGAGCUUGGGUUCGCGAACCACGAGCCGAUAGCCUACGAGUACAUGUCACAGGCGUUCUCGCUGUACGAGGACGAAAUAUCGGACAGCAAGGCGCAGUUGGCCGCUAUCACACUCAUCAUAUCCACCUUCGAGCAGAUUAAUUGUUUCGGUGCCGAGAACGCAGAACCUUUACGUACACAAUGCGCACUUGCGGCCAGCAAACUUCUCAAGAAGCCGGACCAGUCGCGCGCCGUAGCUCUGUGCGCUCAUCUCUUCUGGAAGCCGCCAAAAGACGGGAAACAGUGGCCACUAAAUGAGGCUUCUCGGGCGCUAGAGUGCCUGAAGAAGGCGGCGAGGGUCGCUCAACAGUGCAUGGACGGCGGUGUUCAGGCGCAACUGCUGGCUGAACUACUGGGCCGUUAUGCUCUACUGCGGGAGAGAGGCAACCCUGCGCUCACCGCCAAUCUCAUCGAAGCGAUAAUACAAAAGAUUCGCGAGGAGCUGGCAAACCUUGACCAGUGCGAAGAGUUGGAGCGGACCACGAGGCAUUUCCACAACACGCUGCAGCAUCUCAAGAAUAGAGCGGACGGCAGCGACCCCGGGGUGGCUGGCGACAGUCUGGGGCUCUCAUAGGUGUGACCACUACACGGUAGUACGAAUCGAGGACUGUGGGAUGUGGUGUUGAGGCGUACGUCUCUAUGAUAACAGCACCUUAACACCCUAGUAUAUUAUAUAUAUUUAACCAUUGACGUACAAUAAACAAAUAGAUUCCCAAUCGCCUAUUAACAUUAAGUUAUAUAGACAUUAAAACAUUCAUUCAAAUUAUCAUCCUUAUUUCGUGGCAGUAAGGUUCAAAGUCUAUUGUAUACGCUUAAUAGAAGUAGUAACACUACUACACGCGCGAGAUGGACGCGAUCACGAGACAAGAACAUUUAAAAUUUAAUUUUUUAGCAAAAUUAUUAAAAACGUGAAGUCAGUUCCACAAUUUUGUUAAUUUAAAGAGCCACUUACCUGAAAUUCGUCACUCCAUCCUUUUUAUAUUUCGGUAUGCCGUUAAUUGUAUUGUUUUUCACUGAACACUUUGUCAUUGUGUGGCGUUGUAUUCAAAGCGCGGUCAUAACACAACGGAAUGAAAACUCUGCCUAUUAGACGCGUAGGCAGAGUUUUGCUAUAAACAGUUUUUGAGCGUGAUUGUGAGACUAGUUGUUUGUUGUACGUCACUGUAAUUAACAUUAUAUGAAAUCAACGUAUAUUAUUUUUCGUUAUUAUUUUAUAGAUGAAAUUUGUAAUGAGGGAUAUCUGCCAUUUUGUAUUCUAUGUCUACGCGUAUCUAAGAUUUUUAUAUUAUGGUACACUAUGUAAGAUAUAUGGAUUUCAUUUGUGUGAGAGAGAUUAAAUUAAUAAUGUGAAAAUAUAGCGCAUAAGCUGUUGAAAUUUAUUAUAAGAAUAUUAUAUUUAGUGAAAUAAAUGUUUUAUAUAAGAA